Molecule: messenger RNA, 1119 nt
Organism: Sebastes umbrosus (honeycomb rockfish)
Lineage: Eukaryota; Metazoa; Chordata; Actinopteri; Perciformes; Sebastidae
Gene: ppih
Product: peptidylprolyl isomerase H (cyclophilin H)
Exons: 9
Coding region: 171-704 (177 amino acids)
Biological process (GO): protein peptidyl-prolyl isomerization
Cellular component (GO): intracellular membrane-bounded organelle
Molecular function (GO): peptidyl-prolyl cis-trans isomerase activity
Source: RefSeq, a predicted model, not a curated record
UUUUUCUCGCGAUGGUGGUAUUUUGUCCCCGUCUGAGAGCCGUAGUAUAUACCACCGAGCCACCGUAGAUCCAAACGGCGCGGAUGCUGCUGGAGAUUCAACUGAUUCAGGAGUUAAUUAAUCGAUAAUAUCGAUUAUAUUCAGUCUGAAAGAGCGAGGAGAGAGUCACAAUGUCUGUUCAAUCAACAAACCCCAGCAACCCGAUCGUCUUCUUCGAUAUAACCAUCGGAGGGCAGGAUGUCGGACGGAUGAAGGUCGAGCUGUUUGCUGACAUGGUUCCAAAGACAGCGGAGAAUUUCCGGCAGUUCUGCACUGGAGAGUUCAGGAAAGAUGGAGUCCCCAUUGGUUUCAAAGGUUGCACAUUCCACAGGUACAUAAAGGACUUCAUGAUACAAGGAGGGGACUUUGUAAAUGGCGAUGGAACCGGUAUCUGCAGCAUCUACAGAGGUCCGUUUGCAGAUGAAAACUUCCGGAUGAAGCACAGUGCACCGGGUCUUCUGUCCAUGGCAAACAGCGGGCCGGGGACGAACGGCUGUCAGUUCUUCAUUACGUGCACUAAAUGUGACUGGUUAGACGGGAAGCAUGUUGUUUUUGGAAAAGUGGUUGACGGUUUGCUGAUCAUGAGAAAAAUUGAGAACGUUCCUACGGGACCAAACAACAAGCCCAAACUCCCCAUCCUCAUCACACAGUGUGGAGAGAUGUGAUCCAGAACUAUACAACCUCUGCACAACCUGGAGUAGUGUUAUAGUCACGUGAUGCUCUUCAGCAAACAGCAACCCAUAUAUGUUUUUUCCUGUAUGGAUCCUUUGAAUGCCCACAGAAGGACAGUAUGACAUUCAGCAGGUCAUCAUUCUGGUAUUCCUGAUCGCAGGUUAACUGCUGCGUCCAAACCCGGAUCAGAUUAUUCUCGCCGUCUGGUGGGAUUUGGAAUAAACAAGACGUGCUUAAUAUUUGGGUUUAAAAUUUGUUCUGUAAAAUUUCCUGUUCAACACUGUUGUUGACACCAAAUGGGGAGAAUUUGUGACUUUUUUGAAGGCUAAAGAAAGAAUUACAUGUGAAACAUUAUAAUAUCUAUUUCAGUUUGUAAUCAAUAAAUUGUUUUACAUUUUUAUAAACCUU